Molecule: messenger RNA, 985 nt
Organism: Populus trichocarpa (black cottonwood)
Lineage: Eukaryota; Viridiplantae; Streptophyta; Magnoliopsida; Malpighiales; Salicaceae
Product: osmotin-like protein
Exons: 1
Coding region: 43-786 (247 amino acids)
Biological process (GO): defense response
Cellular component (GO): extracellular region
Source: RefSeq, a predicted model, not a curated record
GUACACUUCCGUCACACUUGUCUCUUGAACCUAAAGGAAAAAAUGACUACUGCUAGGCCAAUCUUCGCGUGUGCUUUCGUUAUACUGUGCACCCUUUUCCAUGCAGCCCGCCCAGAGCUCAUCUUAACAUUAGUCAACAACUGUCCCUUCACUAUCUACCCAGCAAUCCAGCCCAACGCGGGGCACCCCGUCCUCGAAAAGGGAGGCUUCCCUCUCCAAACUCUCACCCACCGCUCCUUCCGUGCACCAGACCAGCACUGGUCAGGUCGGAUCUGGGGCCGCACUGGAUGCACCCACUCCAACGGAAAAUUUCAGUGCACCACAGGUGAUUGCAACAACAGAAUCGAAUGCAACGGCCUCGGUGGAGCCCCCCCUGCCACUUUGGCACAGAUUACCCUCCACCACGGCCACAACGACUUCUCCUCUUAUGGAGUGUCCCUUGUCGACGGUUUUAACCUCCCUAUGACUGUGACCCCACACGAAGGCAAAGGGGUGUGCCCUGUGGUAGGUUGCAGGGCCAAUCUGCUGUCCACGUGCCCAGAUGAGCUAAAGUUCAGGUCAUCGGCCGGUCAUGUUGUGGGGUGUAAGAGUGGGUGUGAGGCGUUUGGAACGGAUGAGCUGUGCUGCAGGAACCAUUACAAUAGUCCACAGACGUGUAGGGCUUCUAGCUUCUCUGAGUUCUUUAAGCAUGCGUGUCCUGCCACGUUUACUUAUGCUCAUGAUAGUCCAUCGCUCACGCAUGAGUGUUCUUCGCCACGUGAACUUAAAGUUAUCUUUUGUCACUAAAAGAGUCUGUAAGUAGCAAAGUCGAAGAAUGAAUAUCGUAUCUAUGUUUUGGUCUUUUGUAUGAUCUAUCCUAAUUCUCUCUCUGGCCCAGCUUGGAAUAUUAGGAAAGAUUGAUAAUGUCAUAAUCUUCUGGUCUUUAUGUUGUGUGUAUGGGAAUGUCAUGUUUGGGGUUUCUGUUUAAUCAAAUCUUAAUUUUAGA